Molecule: messenger RNA, 663 nt
Organism: Penicillium atrosanguineum
Lineage: Eukaryota; Fungi; Ascomycota; Eurotiomycetes; Eurotiales; Aspergillaceae
Exons: 2
Coding region: 1-663 (220 amino acids)
Source: RefSeq, a predicted model, not a curated record
AUGGUCAUCGGCCUCUUGAUGCUGUCGUCUAUCCCGGCAGUCACUGGCGUGGCGUUCGGCGUUAGCGAGCAGCGCAAGUCGAACCAGCGCCGAGAAGAUGCGCGGCGAAUGGUCAAGUUCAAUAUCGACGCCCAGUGCAGCGGAGAUACGGAUGAUGAUCGCGAUGUACAUGGGCGGAGGGUCGUUGUGCGAGACGAAAAGGUCUACCUUGACGAUCCGAAUCCUGCGAAACGAUCCCAUCCUGCCUUUACAUCUCUGGCCUUUUAUAUUGAGUACCCAGAGCUUGACGAGACGAAACAUCUCAAUCGAGGUCUAGGGCUACCGACAUACGUGCAGGCCAAUCCGCCGCUAUUGAACUGGAUCUACGCGGACAAUGAUACGUAUGAGUUGAAGUACGGAAACCGCACACAGAGCGUGGAACAUCUUGUCGGGCCGUGGGACUGGACAGAAGAUGAAAAAAGUAUUAUUUUAGAAGAGAAGAGCGCGUUCGUGGCGGUUGAGGAGGAGGAAGGCGAAUGGGCUCUAUACUUCGAUCGGGACGGGGAUGAGUUAGCGCGAGUACUGGAAGAGCAGGACAUGUUGGAUUGCGCUUUUGUCCCCGUAACUCUUAUCAGACAGAUCGUUGAAGAGCCACCUGCUCCAAAGGCACAGAGUCAGGGCUAA